This is a messenger RNA of Mercurialis annua (annual mercury), 1805 nucleotides long. RefSeq names its product putative lipase ROG1. The coding region runs from base 144 to 1382 and encodes 412 amino acids. The transcript is spliced from 10 exons. The record is from RefSeq and is a predicted model, not a curated record. NCBI's taxonomy places the organism in Eukaryota, Viridiplantae, Streptophyta, Magnoliopsida, Malpighiales, Euphorbiaceae.
CCAAAACAAAAAAGCCACCCAUUAAUCGAUGACUGAGUGACGACUGGCUCAACAACUAUAGUCUAUAAUCAUCAAAUUUUAUUUGCAUCCAAAUUAAGUCCUGUUACAAAUUCAUUGCUGUCCCUGUAAAUCUCAGCUUAGAUAUGGAUUCUAUGAAGAUGGAGAGUGAUAAUAGUUGUUCCAAAGCAGAGGAAGCUGCUGCUAAUGGAAGAUCAGAGACAGAGACAGCAGUAGCCGCUGAGUUAAACGAGAAGAAAAUAAACAAGAAAUGGAAGAGAAAAUAUUCAUUUUUGCCAAGAAUAGGCUGCAUGAGAAUUCAGGAAGAUGAAGAAGGAAAUUUUGAUGCUUCUGUUGAUAAUAUUAAUGGAGAGCCUACUAAUCCAUAUCACCUUGUUGUUAUGGUCAAUGGCUUCAUUGGCAGUGCCAAGAACUUUAAAUUUGCAGCCGAGCAGUUCUUGAAACGGUACCCUAGAGAUAUUGUUGUUCACUGCAGCAAAACUAAUUCUGCAACAUUGACAUAUGAUGGUGUUGAUGUAAUGGGAAACAGAUUAGCUAACGAGGUUCUAUCAGUAAUAGAACGCCACCCUUCUGUUAAGAAGAUUUCUUUCAUAGGCCAUUCUUUAGGCGGGCUUGUAGCUAGAUACGCUAUUGCUAAGCUCUACGAACGAGACACGAAUAAAGAACUUUCUCAAGCAAAUGGAGACUGUAAAAAUGAUGAAUCUGUAGAGACAUGCAUGGAGGAGAAAGUCAAAAGCAGAAUCGCAGGAUUGGAGCCCAUGAAUUUCAUAACCCUUGCCACUCCACAUCUUGGCUCUCGGGGGCAUAAACAGGUUCCAAUGUUUUGUGGCUCUUAUACUUUGGAGAAAGUGGCUGGUCAUUUUUCAUGGUUUCUUGGUAGAACUGGAAAUCAUCUAUUCCUGAGAGAUGGUAGCAAUGAGAAACCUCCUCUUCUUCUUCAAAUGGUUAGAGACUCUGAAAAUCUUAAAUUUAUGUCUGCUCUGCAAUCUUUUAAGCAUCAUGUUGCCUAUGCGAAUACACGUUUUGACCACAUUGUGGGAUGGAGCACAUCAUCUAUACGCCAUCGAAAUGAGCUCCCAAAGAGACGAUAUCUUUCAAGAGAUGAGAAAUACCGACACAUCGUACACUUGAAUACAUCAAAAACUUCGACCCCUCAGCAAGAACUCCCCUUGGCUGCAAAAGUUGAUGACAUGGAAGAUGAAAUGAUCGAAGCUUUAACAAAGUUGAGCUGGGAAAGGAUUGAUGUUAAAUUUAACGGAUACAAACAAAGAUUUAUGGCUCACAAUACCAUUCUGGUAGCGAACUGUCUUUAUACUAAAGGGGCCGACGUAAUUCAACACAUGAUUGACCACUUCCGUUUAUAAAGCAGUAGCAGUUUGGUUUCAGUUUUAAUGUUGUAACUUUUCCAUAAUGCAAUUCACUUAUUUGCAUCCUCAAGAAAACUUCCAGGUGACCUCAUUGUGAAUGGACCACAGCAGAGUGGCAAUACAAGGGGCAAAAAGCAGGUUUGCCUGGAAUUAUACAUACUGAAACGGCGAUGGAUUUUGUAGAGUUGGCACCAACUGAUUAAAAAAAGAGUGCAGCUUAGUUAUUCCAAUUCUGGGCUAUUUUUCACGUGUAAAGAUCAUGUAUAAUGUAUGUAACCCAUAUUAGUAAUAUUUUGUGAAUUCUGUUAUUGUACUGGCUCAUUUGUAUCCCCUCAGAUUGUGUUUUUUCCUUUGUUUUUGGCUUCUAUGUAAACCAUUUUUGAGAACUUUCUGUUUAGUUGAUGAGAAUGCUCCACAAAA